UGCCAAUCACCAGUCUUCCUCCCGGCUUUGCCCUGAAAGUCGUCCGUCCGCCGGGCUCUUUCUUCGGCCUUCUUGUUUCCCGUCGGAGUGUAGAGUCCGUGUGUGGGCGCAUUUCCGUUUCCGGCGGUGUCCAUGGGAGGCUCAGGGGUAGCAGUUCUGAACACGGUAACGACUGCGGGCUGAGGCAGACGACGGCGGGAUCCCGAGGGAGUAUCGGCGAGUCGUGCGCGUGAGCUAUUUGUGAAUUGAUAAAAAGCCACUAUGGAGACUAAGGACCAGAAGAAACACAGAAAGAAAAACAGUGGACCAAAAGCUGAAAAGAAAAAGAAACGGCAUCUGCAGGAUCUCCAGCUUGGUGACGAGGAAGAUGCUCGGAAGAGAAACCCCAAAGCUUUUGCAGUUCAGUCUGCUGUGCGGAUGGCUCGAUCCUUCCAUAGGACUCAAGAUUUGAAGACAAAAAAGCAUCACAUUCCGGUGGUUGAUCGAACUCCACUAGAGCCUCCACCAAUAGUGGUGGUGGUGAUGGGGCCUCCAAAAGUAGGAAAGAGCACUUUGAUACAGUGCCUCAUCCGGAACUUCACCAGGCAGAAACUGACUGAGAUCAGAGGGCCUGUAACGAUCGUGUCAGGUAAAAAGCGUAGAUUGACCAUUAUUGAAUGUGGGUGUGAUAUUAAUAUGAUGAUUGAUCUGGCUAAAGUAGCAGACUUGGUUCUGAUGCUUAUAGAUGCCAGCUUUGGGUUUGAAAUGGAAACAUUUGAGUUUCUAAACAUCUGCCAAGUACAUGGCUUUCCUAAAAUUAUGGGAGUUCUCACCCACCUAGACUCCUUCAAGUAUAAUAAACAGCUGAAGAAGACAAAGAAGCGAUUAAAACACAGGUUCUGGACUGAAGUCUAUCCGGGUGCAAAGCUGUUCUACCUUUCUGGAAUGGUACAUGGAGAAUAUCAAAACCAAGAAAUUCAUAAUCUGGGCCGUUUCAUUACAGUUAUAAAGUUUAGGCCUCUGACAUGGCAAACCUCUCACCCUUAUAUCCUGGCAGACAGGAUGGAAGAUUUGACAAACCCAGAAGAUAUUCGAACAAAUAUCAAAUGUGACCGAAAGGUGUCUCUUUAUGGUUAUUUAAGAGGAGCACACUUGAAAAAUAAAAGCCAUAUUCACAUGCCAGGUGUAGGAGAUUUUGCUGUGAGCGAUGUCAGUUUUCUCCCAGACCCCUGUGCUCUGCCUGAACAACAAAAGAAGCGCUGCUUAAAUGAGAAAGAAAAGUUGGUUUAUGCGCCCCUCUCUGGAGUUGGUGGUGUGUUGUAUGACAAAGAUGCUGUCUAUGUUGACCUUGGUGGCAGCCAUGGUUUUCAGGAAUCGGAGGAGGUGAGGCCUACCCACGAACUGGUCCAGAGUCUCAUUUCCACCCAUUCCACUAUUGAUGCCAAGAUGGCUUCCAGCAGAGUGACACUUUUUUCUGAUUCUAAACCAUUAGGGUCAGAGGAUAUAGAUGAUCAGGGGCUUUGGAUGCCAAAAGAAGAAAAGCAAAUGGAUUUGAAAACUGGUCGAGUGCGUCGGAAAGCCAUCUUUGGAGAUAAAGAAGAUGGGUCUGGAGAUAGUGAUGAUGACGAUGAUGAUGAAGAAGAAGAAGAAGAAGAAAUGUCUGAAGGUGAUGGGUUGGAAAUUGGCUCUGAUGAUGAAACAGAAGAGAAGGAAGAUGAAAUGACUGUUAAAGAGUAUAUGACUGUUAAGAGUUUCAAGCGGCAGAAACUUGAGAAGGUGGAAGAAGACAUUGAGGUGGACUUGCCAGCGUUUGCUGAUAGCGAUGAUGACCUUGAGAGGAGCUCGGGGGAGGAAGGGGAAGUUGAGGAAACCGAUAAAAACAGUGAGGAAGAGGAGGACUCCACUGCAGAAGAAGAGAGUGAUACUUUAGAAUCUAAAGCUGUCAGAGAGGGUGGUAUACCAGGACUACCGCAAGCUAAUGGUUUGAGUGACAGUUUCAAUCUGGAGAAGUCUUUGACAGUUAAAAAAGUAGUCCUCGCCACUUCAGAUUCAGGUCAUUGCACAGCUGAAGAGGCGUUUGCUUCUGAGGAUGAAUCUGGAGAAAGCACUUCGCUCAAUUCAGAGGAUGAGGAUUCAGAAAGUGAAGAGGUUAUUAGGAAAAAGCUUCCACAUCCUUCUCAAUUGGACAGUGGGCAGAAACGGGGGUCAGACAAAUUAAAUGAGACUAGUGAAAUAGAAGAUUUACUGAAAGAGGAAGAAGAUUACAAAGAAGAAAAUAACUAUUCCACAGAAACUUCAGGUGCCGUCAGGUGGAAGGAGGACCUGUCCAGGAAGGCAGCCGAGGCCUUUCUCAGGCAGCAACAAGCAACUCCAAACCUUCGAAAGCUUAUUUAUGGGACAGUGACAGAGGAUAAGGAAGAAGAUGACGUUGAUACCAGAGAAGAACUCGGAGGCUUGUUUCGUGUCAGCCAGCCUGACAGAGAGUGUGAGCACAAGGCCGAUUCUUUGGACUGUUCCAGAUUUCUUGUGGAAACACCCCAUGAUUGGGGUUUAGAGGAGGUGAUGAACAGUAUCAGAGAUUGCUUCGUGACUGGGAAAUGGGAAGAUGAUAAAGAUGCGGCCAAGAUCUUAGCAGAAGAUGAGGAGCUAUAUGGUGACUUUGAAGACCUUGAAACAGGGGAUGUGCACAAGGGAACAUCAGAUCCAGACACUCAGAUUGAAGAUGCAGAAGAAGAAGUUAAGGAAGAAAUUGAGCUCAACACAGAAGAAGGUGUCAAGAAAAAACGUAUGGACAAGAAGCGAAAACUGAAGGAGAUGUUUGAUGCAGAAUAUGAUGAAGGAGAAAGCACAUAUUUUGAUGAUCUUAAAGGAGAAAUGCAGAAACAAGCCCAGCGUAACAGAGCAGAAUUUGAAGAUCAAGAUGAUGAAACGAGAGUUCAGUAUGAGGGGUUUCGACCUGGGAUGUAUGUCCGGAUUGAGAUAGAAAACGUCCCCUGUGAAUUCGUGCUCAACUUUGACCCCCAUUACCCAAUUAUUUUGGGGGGUUUGGGCAACAGUGAGGGCAAUGUUGGAUAUGUACAGAUGCGUCUGAAGAAACAUCGUUGGUAUAAGAAAAUCCUCAAGUCUCGAGAUCCGAUCAUUUUUUCCGUGGGGUGGAGGAGGUUUCAGACCAUUCCACUCUAUUAUAUCGAAGACCACAAUGGAAGACAAAGGCUUCUGAAAUACACACCACAACACAUGCAUUGUGGAGCAACUUUUUGGGGUCCUAUCACACCACAGGGAACUGGCUUCUUGGCAAUACAGUCUGUCAGUGGCAUGAUGCCCGAUUUCCGGAUAGCUGCCACAGGAGUUGUCCUUGAUCUUGAUAAAUCCAUAAAAAUUGUGAAGAAAUUAAAACUAACUGGUUUUCCAUUUAAAAUUUUCAAGAACACUUCAUUUAUUAAGGUCUGUAUAUCCAUAUAUUCACAUUUUUAUAUGAGGGACCACUCCCCACCCCCAGUCGCCAGCCGGGGUUCCAGCAAGAGGAUUAAUGCUGACAAGCUCCUGGCUGCUUGCCGCCUGCCAGGCCCAGCGCUUCAAAUACGAAGUUGCAUCUAA
Messenger RNA from Choloepus didactylus (southern two-toed sloth), 3576 nucleotides. RefSeq names its product BMS1 ribosome biogenesis factor (gene BMS1). The coding region runs from base 262 to 3576 and encodes 1104 amino acids. The record is from RefSeq and is a predicted model, not a curated record. Gene Ontology annotation, biological process: endonucleolytic cleavage of tricistronic rRNA transcript (SSU-rRNA, 5.8S rRNA, LSU-rRNA); maturation of SSU-rRNA from tricistronic rRNA transcript (SSU-rRNA, 5.8S rRNA, LSU-rRNA); ribosome biogenesis. Gene Ontology annotation, molecular function: GTPase activity; GTP binding; U3 snoRNA binding. Gene Ontology annotation, cellular component: 90S preribosome; nucleus. Lineage: Eukaryota; Metazoa; Chordata; Mammalia; Pilosa; Megalonychidae. The transcript is spliced from 20 exons.